AUGUACUCAGAAGAUAACCAACAACAGCAGCAACCACAACAACACCAAGGGCAACAGGGGCAACAAGGCCUGCAACAACUGCAACAAUCAUCACACCACCACCACAACCGCCAUCAUCAUCACCACCACCACCGUCUGCAUCGCCACCAACAACAACAGCUGCCACAACUGCAACACCAUGGCAGUAUCACAUCAGCACCAACAAUAGCUACUCCUACAGCCUUGUCACCUUUUACCACAUCAUCUGCUCCAACAAUAGGACACGCAUCGUCAAUACCAGAAGAACAAGCUCAAUUCAGACAAGUGUGCUUCAACCCAGUCAACCCAUCGGGCCCCAUACCAUCAGCUGCAGAAGCUGCAAGUGCAACCACGUCUGGUAACAAUUUUCACACAACUGCACCAAUGAUGCCCAACUCACCACCAUCAACCCCUUUCGCACCUGAACAGAAGAAACAGGAACCAGCUUCUGGUUCAAAUAGUCAAAAGAGACUAUCAUCGUCGUCGUCUGAUUCUAGCAAACGCCUAAGACUUGAAAAUGGACAUCACGCUACCAGUACUCCAACAGGUGAUACCAGUAACACAACACAUACAUCUAAACCAACAACCGCUAUUUCUACAACACCAGCAUCUGGCACUGCAAUUGCCAAGACCCCCAAGUUCAUACGCAAGUUUAGGUCGAGAUCGUUACCUAUCAUCAACUAUAAUAACCCCAACUCAGCAUUCUUUCCUCAUUACCGCAAAAAGCAUAAUAAUGUAUUUUUACAUGCCAAUAAUACUUCCACAACUGCAGUUACUGAAGAUAACACACCAAUGUCGACGGCGACGACGACGACCACAUCAUCAUCGGUUCCACCAUUACCACCCAUCAAUCUUCAAUCAUUAAAAGAGAUUGACUUGCAUGAAAUCCUUAAAAACCCACAAUUACGACACGAUAUACUCUUUGACCCUCAAUUACAAUUCAGACCCAACUUGGAUGGGGAAAGAGGUAAACGGAAAAAGUCUAUAAUUGACAAGUAUUGGAUGGAAAUUCAAAAAGAAUGCCAACAAUUUUUUGUACCCAACCUUGAUCCAAAAACCAUCAAGAUUUCCCGUUUACCAAUCUUGUUUACAACUUUGAGAGAUAUAUUGUUGUCGUUGUUGCCGACUAAGGAUCGUCAGCAAGUUUCCGAGAUUAUGGAUAUCGACUUGUUGGUACAGCAAUUGCGUCAUGGGAGUUUUGAUUUUGUAGAGAUGAGCAAAUGGUUGGGUGACGUUUUCAAACUGCACUGUGCACCAAUGAGGGAUCAGUGGGUACUGGAAAUGAGUGCCAAGUUUAUCGAUGCAGCUACAUAUAAUAGUGUUGGCUUCCUUGUUGGUGGAUUGAGAAUGAUUUUCCAAAUUUUGGAGGCAAUGAAAUUGGAUGUGGCAAAUCACCAAAUCAGGAUACUAAGACCAGUAUUGAUUGAAACAGCAGUCGAUUUCGAACGGGACUAUUUCCAAACUUUAAUCAACCACCAAAAGAUCAACAUUAAUGAUUCAUUAAACUGGUUUUACAAGAAGUUUGUGAAAAAGACCACCGACGUCGAUUAUAGCGAUUUACAAGUGAAUGAAGCCACAUUAAAGCCAAUUGUUAUCAGCUCAAUUAUCGACUUGUUAUCUUGCCGUCAAAUGGCCACCGAGUUCCCUUCAACGUUGACUUUUGAUCAUACGAGAUUAGUUCUUUUACGAGCUGAUGUACGUCAAUUAGUUUGUGUCCAAUUGUGUGUCGUUUUGUACAAGCAAUUGGUUGUCAAUGCUAGGGCCAGCACCCAAUUGUUAUCACCAGCAAACAUCACCAAAGUGCAACAAGAGGUGUUGGCAAUUGUCACCGACGACAAUGGAAACAUCAAAUGGACCAAAAACAUCCAAUCAAUUGCAUUGCAAUUGGUUAAAAACGUUGUGCCAAAGGAAACCAAAGAGUUGCCCCGCAAUUUGGUCGAAUUCAGCCAUAACUGGUUGGUCAAACACAUUCAACCAAAUUCAGAGGUUUAUGGUUUAAUGGAGAUGAAAAUUUUCAGGGAAUUGUUGGCCGAGAUUAUGGUUCUUGCAUCUUCAUCCGAGGACAAGGGAGCAGCAACUGAACCUUCAGCAAAUAAUGAAAUGAAAAACAUUGCUCAAAGGAUAGCUACAUUGGUCAACUUCCACUGGAGCGUGUUUGGGUCGUACUACUUGGAGCACAUCCAAUCACAGUACCCCAAAUUGCAAUUGAGGCAGCAGGAGGAGAAGAGGCGGAUGGAAGAAGCAGCUGCAGCUGCGGCAAAGACUCAAGAUGGUGACACCGUCAUGUCUAUUGUUGACGAUAGUACGGCCACAACAAAUACCCCCUCAGGCACACAACAGCACCAGACGAGGACUCCAGAGCACCGUAAUGGAAGCGCCAGCACUGGAUCUGCCACUGCCAGUAAUGGCGACAACAACUUGGACAACAAUAAUAACAAAUCUGCGCCAUUGAGCAUGUUGUCUUAG
Molecule: messenger RNA, 2484 nt
Organism: Lodderomyces margitis
Lineage: Eukaryota; Fungi; Ascomycota; Pichiomycetes; Serinales; Debaryomycetaceae
Gene: SOK1
Product: Sok1p
Exons: 1
Coding region: 1-2484 (827 amino acids)
Source: RefSeq, a predicted model, not a curated record